Schistocerca americana (American grasshopper) is the source of this 1878-nucleotide messenger RNA. It is a transcript of the gene shu, whose product is annotated as inactive peptidyl-prolyl cis-trans isomerase FKBP6. The coding region runs from base 149 to 1555 and encodes 468 amino acids. Gene Ontology annotation, molecular function: protein binding; peptidyl-prolyl cis-trans isomerase activity. The record is from RefSeq and is a predicted model, not a curated record. The transcript is spliced from 8 exons. Lineage: Eukaryota; Metazoa; Arthropoda; Insecta; Orthoptera; Acrididae.
AGAGCGCGAUCGGUGUUUUUGUAUUGUAUCGUUAGAGUCGGCCACGGGCCAUGUGUUGCUGAGAGGAAGUUUGUUUUGUGUAUGCUUGCGUUAUUGUUGUGGACAGGAACAAUAGUUUAUCUGAUUUACCCCAUCCUUUUCCCUCAGAAUGGAUCCAGACCAGUCUGACGAUGGCUUUGAUUUUGAGGAAGAAGCCGAACCGUGUACAAGACUUACAGACGGCAUAAAUCUCCAAGAACUGAUAAGUAACUCCUCUGCAACAUUUGAGGUAAACACGAGUAGUGAAGCUGCACUUGAAGAGAGUUAUGGAAGUUACUUCAGUGAAAAAGAUCUACUGGACUAUGUCAAUUUAGACUGUGUUGAUGUUGGUUCAGAUGAUGAAACAAUAGGGCAAGGAGCUCCAGAGAAUACGCCAUUUGAAAGAAUUGCUACAAAAAUGAAGAACAUUACAGAAGAUGGAAAAGUUAAGAAAAGAGUCAUUAAGCCAGGUAAUGGGCCAAUGGUAGAAAAAGACUCUGUUGUAAUGAUAAAUUACAAUGCUUAUGUAGAAUACAGUGAAGAGCCCUAUGACUCUUCAUAUUUGCGAGGGCGCCCAGUAAGACAAAAAAUGAAUGAAGGAAACUUCAUAGCAGGUUUAGAGGUUGGAAUAAGCACUAUGAAGAAGGGUGAAGUGGCGCAGUUCUUAAUUCAUCCAGAUUAUGGAUAUGGCAAGCUAGGAUGUCCUCCACGAAUACCACCAGAGGCUGAGCUUCUAAUACAAGUUGAGUUACUGCGUAUCACAGAUCCAAGUUCACUUGAAACAGUUGUUCAGAGUGAAGGAAGUGAAAAAUCUACAUUUGAUCAAAUAAUAAAGAAAGCUGAAAGCUUGCACAUUAUGGGAAACGAUUUGUACAAAAAAAACACUGUGAGUGCAGCAAUAUCAAAAUAUCGAAAGGCAUCGUCAAUUCUUAACAGCAUGAAUUUGGCUAAUGAAGAAGAACAAAAGAAACAGCAGAAGCUACUUUGCAAAUUGCAUAUAAAUUCAGCAAUAUGUUACAACAGGAUCAAUAACUAUAGAAUGGCAUGUGUUACUUGCCGACUGGCUCUUGAUAUUCAGCCAAGGAAUGCCAAAGCACUUUUCAACUAUGGGCGAGCAUUGAUAGGCUUAGGAGAUUACAACCAAGCAAAAUCUUUCUUGACGAGAGCACAGAGGGAAGAAAGAAAUAACAGAGAAAUCAAUGAAGAACUGGAAAAGCUGGACAAGAAGAUGAGGGCUUACAAGAAUGAUAUGUCUGCCAUAUCCAAGAGGAUGUUUAGCAUGGAGCUGUCACAAAAAGAUAAUAAACCUGAGGGCAAAGAAAACUACAGUAUUUCUGCAUUUGCAAAUGAUGUGAAAAAAUGGCUUGAUUCAUUUGUUAAACAACCAAAUGUUCAAACUCUGCCAUUGCCAAGUGGCAUGACACAUGAAGAGGUGGCAGCAUUCAAAACUGAAGCAGAAAAGCGUGGGCUUCAGUGGCAAGUGUCAUUCACCAAAGGGCAACGGCAAAUUUAUGUUGUGAAACCUCCUCCUCAGUGAUUCCUAUAUCUGGCAAUUGGCCUUGCUUGCAAAUGAAAUUAAAGACCAUUACUAUUAGCUUACAAACACUGAAAAUAGAUGGGCUGUGAAGGACAAGAUUUCUCUUUAGUUUUGUUCAGUGGGUUCAGUGUUGCAGUAUGCACUCUGAAAAAGAAUUGUAAUGUUCAUGGAGAAUGUAACUUAUUUUGUAUCUCCUUUAUUUAAUUUAUAAUUUGUAUGCAAGCAGCAAUUCUGAAUACCUAUGGUUUUUUUAUCUACUUCAUCUGUGUACAACAGAAGUUUUGGUGUCAUACUCAGAGGUUCAAAAUAACUGUUCAAAGUUU